Molecule: messenger RNA, 4507 nt
Organism: Crotalus tigris (Tiger rattlesnake)
Lineage: Eukaryota; Metazoa; Chordata; Lepidosauria; Squamata; Viperidae
Gene: GNG12
Product: G protein subunit gamma 12
Exons: 4
Coding region: 1598-1819 (73 amino acids)
Biological process (GO): G protein-coupled receptor signaling pathway
Cellular component (GO): heterotrimeric G-protein complex
Molecular function (GO): G-protein beta-subunit binding
Source: RefSeq, a predicted model, not a curated record
CCUGCUCAAGCAAUGCUUCUGAGCUAUGUCCUGGAUGGGAAGAAGGGAAGACUGGACUUUCCAAUAGGGAAGGCUGAGGAUUACACAAAAGUGAUCAAACAUGGAUGGAUACAGAGAGUGCCUUAUCUCCUAGCAUGGAUCAAGCCUGCCAAAUUCAGUAUUUCCAUUUCUCAUUCUGAAGAACAAGUGUAGGCCUCAGCCUUCCAACAACUUAGCCAUAAGGGGAAAAAAAGUAAGCAAAAAUUGAUCUACUAAGCAGACUUUUAAGUCACAGCUAUAAAUUCUGUUCUGUUUGGUUAAGGAACAUUUGUUCUGCCUGAAAUAGAAAGCGUUGCCUUUAUUUUUUGUCUUUUUCGUGAUAGUCAGAGUGGUGCUUCUAAGCGCAACUUUUCAUAGAGAUGAUGCCAUCUAUUGGCUAAUUGUGAUAUUACAAUUCGGAGGAAAAGUGGAGAGCCUAAAAAUUCACCUUUGGUACACAUAUUCACAUAUCAGCUAAACCAUGGUUUAUGUAAACAGUAUGGAGUCACCCAAAUGUGGUUUAUUAAACCAAAUGGCUGUAUUCAUACAGCACAUUGAUUCCAAACAAAGCACACUCUAUAUUAGUAAUCACAUACCUUUAAUUAAUUAAUUUUAUUUAUUAUAUUUACAUGCCACCCAUCUUGCGGUUCCAGGAAGUAAUACGUUAACUAUGGCAUCAAGUCUGCUUGGUUAUAAGAACGCUUGUGUAUUUUAAGUCACUUUGAAACACCAGGGCUUGGAUCUUCUAAAACCCAACAAAAAUGCAAGAAUAAUAGUGUGUCUAAGGUCAGGCUCUGGUCUGAAGUUUCCCCAUAAAAUCAAGAAAACCCCAUUCAAAAAUUAACAGCUUCUUCCUGGGAUGCCGUACGAGGGGUAAAUUUAUAUUCUCCGAAGAGCAACUGGCGGAAAAGGACGUGCCCUCCCGAGUCUCUGGGGUUCCUUUAGAGAUCUAUCUAUCUGCUCCUUAAGGGUCGAAAACGACUAAAGGCGGAUAAUCAACAGAGUCCCGGGAGCCACCGGCUCAGCCUAGCCAGACGACCGAGCGAUCAAGAUCCUUCCCAGCCUGCCUGGAAUCCGAAGCGCCGCCGGAUCCGCGGCCUCUCGUCUGGGUGAACCUUCCAACGCCCAGCCGCUCGACACUGCGCGGCGUUGCAGCUAGUCGGGGCUGAGCGAAGCAGCUGCACCCGCCUCGCCAGCCCAACCAGCACCUGGCCGGCGCGGGGCAGCGCAGAGGAAGCCUCCCACGGCUGAGCAGAGCGGGCGAAGGGAGCUCGGCGGCGGCGGCCCAGGAAGCCCGGUCGCCGUCCCCGUCCGGGGCCAGGCGGAGCCAGAGCCGCGGAGGAGGAAAGAGGAGGAGCGGGUGAGAGGUCGGCCAGCUCCGGUCGCCCAUAGAGACGAAGGAGUCCCGAGUGGCGAGGAGGGCGGAGGCGUGUGGGGGCUCCGAGGAGGGACCCGCGGACGAUUUGCCAAAAGCCAAGUACACUAUUUGUGGUGGAAAAAGGAUUGGAAGCCAGAUUUCUGGUGCUUUAAAAGUCCAAGUGUUCCUGUUCUUUGAAGGGCUUGGAAGAGUUAGCUGAGAAUGUCUAGCAAAACGUCUGGCACAACAAACAACAUAGCUCAAGCAAGAAGAACUGUCCAGCAGUUGAGAAUAGAAGCAUCUAUAGAAAGGAUAAAGGUGUCAAAGGCAUCAGCAGAUCUAAUGUGCUACUGUGAGGAACAUGCCAGGAAGGAUCCUUUACUAAUGGGCAUACCUGCUUCAGAAAAUCCCUUCAAGGAUAAAAAAACCUGCAUUAUUCUAUAGGCAAAGCAGCAAGAUGCCUUCAAAACCUUCCCCUGCAAAACCAACCUAGCCAAUUCUUAGAGAAGUAACCUGAAGGUCACCUGGUAGCCAUUGCAUAAAACAGCAACUUAUUUCCACCUUGUGUAUGAAUGAACUUUUAAGUUUCCUUGAGUGUUUGUUUGUCCCAUCCUAAAUGCCAGGCAUACAGUUCUAAAAGUUACUUCUUGCAAAAUGGAAGGUUUCUACAAAUGUUGUUAGACAUGGAUUCUGUUGGCUUUGUUGGGUUGAACCGGGCUGGGCUGGGCUGGGAUAGGCUUGAUUUUAAAAUGCAGUGAGUGUUCACAGAUCCAAGGAUUGAACUAUCAAGACCAAAGUUGCCUGAGCUUCAUUUACAGAGUAGUGAGGUAGACAAGCCUAGAGUGCUAAUCAAGCUUUCUUUUGCAUUUGAUUUUAUACCAGUGUGUACCUUGUAUAUGUAAAUGGAGUCUAUAUCUAGGUUGUGUGCAUAUGUUUGUUUAGAUGUAUAGACACAUUCCAGAGUGCAUUCUUUAAGGGCACUCUUCAGAGUUUAUUGAUGCAUUUAUUGGUAGGAUUUCUGCAGUUCAUGCUUUCACUAUUUAGUAUAUCUUAAGCUCUCAAAAAUGUCUUAAAAACCUACACAUUUGUACAUACCAUAAAUUCUGAUUCUCAAAAGAGUUUUGAAAAGCGACAUCUAGCUCCUUUAAUCUAUCUUUUAUUUCCAUUGAAAUGUAGACUACACUAAAUUCAUAUUGAUUGUGAUAAUGGUGUCUAAAAAUUUCUCCUCCUUUUCUUUUUGUCUUUUAAGAGGAAUUCUGUCCUUUGCCUUUCCUACACAGUUUCUAAUGAACUGAUUUUUGGAAGCUUUCAGGCUUUUUUUUUCAGUUUGAUCCCAAAUGUACAUUUCAUAAAUGUCAAAGAAUCACUAAGUAGGAAGAGAGACUCCGAGUGAAAUCUAUGGUGCUACUGCUUCUGCACAAGGCCUAUUAAAAUCAGUGGUUGUGCUAAAUAAAUGCUUGAAGGGUUAUAGCAGUUCUCAGCAGCAGCAACCAAUCUUUUCUGUAUGUUAACAUUAUUAAUGAAUUUGGGUACCGUUCAUGUGGUAAUGAGAUGCUGAAUAGAAAGAAGCAACACUGAUACAUUUUAAGCCAGGAGUAUGCAUCUCUAUUCUGUUUGUUUGGCCUUUUAAUUUUUAUUGUAAUAUUAUAAUCUGCCAUAGCUCUGUAUUUUGAAGAUGGAUUAAUUGUAGCUUUUUGUUGUUGUUCCUCAAGAAGGGAAAAGAAUUGCCCCAUAUAUAAAGGCCCUCAAACACACGGUUAGAUUUCCUUCAUAGAAACUUUAGCAUGGAGUGCAAAGUCAACCAAUAGUGCUCUCCCAGAAGCAAUCAUUUUCAACCAGCCAAGGGACACCCCCCCCCUUCAAAGAUUUCUUCCUAUUAGAAGACCUAGACUUCCAUAGUGUUUGUAUCUGCUUGGUGACAGCUAAACACAUACUUGGUUUCACCGUAACUGUAUUGAGAAGCUACCUGCAGAGCUGGUAAGCCAAAGUCCCUACCCAACUUACUGGUGCUCUUCACUGCAUUAAUCAAGCUGCUUGUGGAGAACUGUAUUAAUGCUGCAUGCUGCUGUAUUGAUACUGUACUUCUUUUUGCCUUCAUGUUCCCAAGAUAUAAAUUUAACACAUUUUAAAAACUAAAAUAGCUUCCUAAAGAUAGCAUGGAACUGAUAACAAAACCACACUUCUGCAUUGAUUUUCCUUAUUUUACAUCAGUCUGCUCAUCACUUAAUCAAUAUGCAAUUAAUUAAUUGGAUUAGCUGGAAUUUGGUGCCAUCUUAGUUGCUAUCAUAAUUUAAAACAGUGUCUUUUCUGAUACCAAAUCUUAAGUUCUUAUCCCCAAAUCAUGAGAUGACCUAUCUUUUGGUUUGUUUCAAGAUAUUGGACAGUGGUUGAUUUGUCAGCUAUAUAAAUCUGCUUUAUAAAGAAUGAUCCUUGCAACUAUUAGUCCAUGGCAACAACAACAUGGGUUAACUUGCAUUUCUGUUAAUUGUGUUGAACCAGAUAGUAGUUAGCUUGUAUUAUGAUCUUAACAUAAGAAGUAAAAUCCAGCAGAAAAGGUCAAUCUAUGUUUGACUUUGCUACAUGGAAGUGGUUAAUUCAUACCAGUACAUGGUCCUCUUGUGUAAAGAUCAUGUAUCUAAGCUCAUACAUGAUGGCCAUAAAGUAUUGAAGCUCUCUCAAGUGUCAGAGUUGAUACUCAUUGCAAUAAGCCUAUAAUAAAUGAGGAUAGACUGCACUGGCAGGCCUAUCAACUCUAAGAGAGUCGGUAUAAUUAUUUGUAAUGAAUACAUUGGUAUUGCCAUUAGUAAAUGGACACCUGAACAUUAUAUUACUUGUAAAAGCUGAAGUUGAUGCUGGACAUUUUCUCACCCAUCACCAACCCAACCGGUUUCCUACAAAUCCUAUCCCAAAUAUCAGUAUUUUUAAAAACAAUUAGAAUGUUGCUCUUUUUAGACCUAUUCUCAUCAGAUGAAUGCCGUUUAAAAAAUUCUUGAUGCGUUCAUCAAUUUUAUAUUUUCAUAAAAAUGAAUAUGCUAUUUAAAUGAUUGUGAUCAUUUUUAAUGAAUUCAGUAUAUAUACAGUAUAUACAGUAUAUAUAUAUAUAUAUAUAUAUAUAUAUAUAUACACAUACAC